Bombus pascuorum is the source of this 1942-nucleotide messenger RNA. RefSeq names its product mitoguardin (gene Miga). The record is from RefSeq and is a predicted model, not a curated record. Lineage: Eukaryota; Metazoa; Arthropoda; Insecta; Hymenoptera; Apidae. The transcript has 9 exons. Bases 219 to 1766 code for a protein of 515 amino acids. Gene Ontology annotation, biological process: mitochondrial fusion.
UGUGUUUACAACGAACGAUAAUUCAAUAAAUUCGCGAUCAGAUUUAAACCCACGUUGAUGCACGUCUUAUAUCAAUAUAGUAAUAGCUUAUACUUUGAAUAUUUACCGCACAAACGAAUGUUCUUCAAUGCAGUGUUUCUCCCGAAAUUAAUGUUUAUCUGUUGUUUUAAGUCGUGUGAAGAUAUCUAUUUAUAUUGUUUAUAACAAAGAUACUUGCAAUGUCCAUUUUUAACGCGCACCAGUUUUUAGGUGCAUUGUGUAAACGUUAUAUAAUUUCACUACCAUCAAUAAAUUUAUCUAGAACUCAAAAAAUUUUUAUUAUUUGUCUUACUGGAGGAUCAUUACUAUUAGGAGGUCUAGCACAGUUUUUAAAGAGACGUAGAAGACGUCCUUGUCCUUCUUCAAGAAAAACCCUAAGGGAGCUAAAACAAAGAUUUGCUGCUGCAAAGAGCUCUAAUUUUGAUGUAUUAUCACAAGCAUCAUGGGCAAGGAAAAGUGAAGCUAGCAGCAAAAGUCAUAUAAGUGAUCGAGCAUCACUUAUAUCUUCUGUUCCAGGGGGUCCAGAUGGUGACGUAAGACUUACGCCACAACAGUAUGGGGUUCUUGGAUUGGAGGCUCUGGAAAAAGCUCUCUAUUGCUGGGAGGAUGCUCUUACGGCGUUCAGCUCUUCAUUCAGUAAUGGUACACUCGCAUUACCGUCGGCGGCGGAUGCGGCAUUUACGCAAGAUGUGCAAGAACUCCUUGACAUGGGUUAUCAAAUUCAGAACCAUGCAGAACUCCUUUUUAUCGACCAACAUUCAGUAUUGUUCCGGAAUGAAGAUGAGGAAAGUAUAGAUAGCCACAAACCUUCGAACAUAGGUAGUAGAAUAUCCAGUAAGGAUAAAGCAGAUGCUGCGUCUUCUCCGGAAUCUUUUGAAUCUGCACGUGAUGGGGUAGCAGACUUACGGGAAUUUGAAGAAUUCUCCGAAUUUUUCCCGCACUUUGAAAAACAAAAAUUAUAUCACGCUGCACUCAAACAACACGAGGACAAAAGCAUUUUGUGCAGACGGUUACAUACAGAGUUAGUAAAGUGUGGCUCAGACAUAGAAUAUUUAGCAAAGGUACAUUGCUUGCGACAAGCGUAUACAAAAUUGUUCACUAUACCUUCUGCCAGAGAAUGGAUUGCGGACAUAGGCAGACAAGUCAUUAGUGAUUUGAUCAUGUAUGCAGACAGGGAUCCCAAAGAUUAUCUAACACAUUACGAACGAAUGUUAGAAUUUUUACAAGAGCCAAGCAACCAUAGUAUGAUGGAGGAGGAAUUAACCGGAAGAGGCGUUAAAUGUAUAAAUUUUUACGAUGUUCUGAUUGAUUUUAUUUUAUUAGAUGCUUUCGAAGAAGUUGAAAAACCGCCUUCAUCAAUUAAAGCUAUUUUACAAAACAGAUGGAUAUCCGCUAGUUUUCGUGAAACUGCCAUUGGAACUGCAGUUUGGUCAGUUCUUAUGGGUAAAAGACAAAUGCUGAAAUAUGAUAAAGGAUUUCUGGCCCAUUUUUACUCGAUUUCUGAACAAAUUUCUCCAGUGCUUGUAUGGGGUUUCCUAGGCCCAGAAGGAAGUCUACGUUCUACCUGCCACUAUUUCAGAGAUCAAGUAAUAGAAUUCCUUGUAGACAUAUUUAAUUUCUUUAAAGUAAGAUAUACUACUGUCGAUAACCUCGCUGAAGAUAUACUCAGGGAAAUGAAAGUAAGAGUCGAAAAUAUAAAUCAAAGACUUUCUCUAGAAGGUUGUUAAUCAUGCAUCAUAAACAUAAGCACUAUAUAGCAGUGACAAAUAUAUAUAGAAUGUUCCAACAGUCUUUACCCUUUCAUACUUGUUGCAAAUUAUCUGUCCAUAUCUAUGCACAUCAGUGCAACUAUUGUAUGAGUUCUAUGAAAGCUGAUAUUAUGAGUAAAAGAUAAUUGAAUUUA